Molecule: messenger RNA, 1035 nt
Organism: Metarhizium brunneum ARSEF 3297
Lineage: Eukaryota; Fungi; Ascomycota; Sordariomycetes; Hypocreales; Clavicipitaceae
Gene: ER
Product: Trans-enoyl reductase
Molecular function (GO): oxidoreductase activity, acting on NAD(P)H
Source: RefSeq, a predicted model, not a curated record
AUGGCAUCGAACAAAGCCGCCUACAUCAAGACGCGCCAUGCGCCAGUCGAGGUAGAAGCCACUGAAGUGUGGGUUCCUGGACAUGGCGAGGUCUUGGUUCGGAAUGAAGCCAUUAGCUUCAACCCAAUUGAUGCCAAGAUUCAAAGGCUGGACUUGUUCCAAUCAACUUACCCUCUUGUCGGCGGCUUCACAUUUGCCGGGACCGUCGUCGACGUCGGCCCUGGGGUCACGUCCGUACAACAAGGCGACCGAGUCGCAGUUGCUCGCUGGGGCACAGCAGCAAGUGAAAACAAAUACGGGGCCUGGCAGCAAUAUGCAAUCGGCCUAGAGGAAUACCUGGUGAGACUCGCGCCAGAGACUUCCCUAGAGGUUGGUUCCGGUGUCAUCGCCAACCUUGCGACGGUGGUCUCCGCCCUGACAAUUCACAUGGGCUUGUCCAAGCCGCCCGUCGCGGGACGUUCGGAGCCGAAUGGGAAAAGGAUCUUUGUAUACGGGGGGUCAUCUGCAGUUGGCGGACUGGCAGUGAAGUAUGCCUCGGAUGCUGGGUACCACGUCGUGACGACUUCUUCGCCGAGAAACAGAGAGCUUGUGGAACGGCGCAAGGCCGCGUAUAUCAUCGACCAUACUCAACCAAGAGAGGACCUUGUUACAGAAAUUCUGGCUCAUGGGCCUUAUGACGGCGUCUUUGAUAGUAUUGGCUCGUCAGAGGCGACCCAGCUUAUGGGUGAGUUGCUUCGAGAUACUGGAGGCCUGUUCUUCGCAACCGGUCCUACUCCGGAGGACAACGCGCUCCCCACCAAUGUGCAGAAGAAGUGGGCGGGAUAUUCCGACAUCCUAGUGUCGGAGGCGGCGAAUCAACAUCUCCGUGAUUGGUAUUUGAGAAGCUACCUGCCAGCAGCUUUGGAGAGUGGUGAAGUAUGGCCGAAUCCUGCAGUUAAGCUUGAGGGAGGGUUGGGUUCUGUUCAGCGGGCGCUGGAUUUGAUGUUUGAUGGUAAAGUCAGCGGGUCCAAGUUGGUCGUUAAUCCUUGGGAUUGA